Paramuricea clavata is the source of this 812-nucleotide messenger RNA. NCBI's taxonomy places the organism in Eukaryota, Metazoa, Cnidaria, Anthozoa, Malacalcyonacea, Plexauridae. The record is from the annotation of a GenBank genome assembly.
AUGGUCGGUCAUACACAUGAGGAUGUUGAUCAGGUAAUCGUGGAUAUUUAGUUGAUAACGUCGGCUCACUAACGAUCAGGGCCGGAGUUGUAGCUAGAAGGUAAUCCGAAUAUAUCGAAAACUGUACAGUAAGUAGAUUCUCAAUGAUCUGUUCAUAUCUUUAGAUGUUCAGUAGGAUAUCAGCCACGUUAGGACGACGACCCGCUCAUACACUACGAUCUCUUCACGAAGCAAUUCAUGCGUCUUUUACCCCAGAGCCAAUUACUGCAGACCUUUGUACCAUAUGGGAUGUGAAGUCAUGGUUACAGCCGUAUAUCCCAGCGCUAAAAAAUCAUUCCCGUCACCAUUCCUUCAGAUUUCAAAAAGGCAAGGGCGAAUAUGCAGAACAUGUCGAAAUGUGUUACCGCAAUUGGUCCAAAUGUAAGCGGAAGGAAUGGCUACCAAACGAAACAGGCAAUAUAAUUUGUACCCUUAAUGUUGCACCAAAAGGAUCUCCAUCUAUAUUACGACCAGAAUAUAGCAAGUGUCCCAGCGUUGACGAUAUGAGAUCUGGAUUACAGCAGUUCAGCUCCAGACUUUCGGUAGAUGAAUCAAAUUGGUGGCUAAAUUUUAUUAAGACGGAAGAGGAACAACACAUGUCUUGGGAACAACGUACUGAUGAACAACUUAAAGCAGCUGGAAAAUCUUUUUCAUUGAAAGAUCUGAUAUAUCGAGAAGUCAAGAUUGACUUGGAAUUGAUGUCCGACGAGGCUACUGUGAAGAGAAUAGCCGAGCUUGAGAGGCUGAUGGAUAAAAAUAAAACCUUUCCAGAG